Molecule: messenger RNA, 1414 nt
Organism: Camellia sinensis
Lineage: Eukaryota; Viridiplantae; Streptophyta; Magnoliopsida; Ericales; Theaceae
Molecular function (GO): S-adenosylmethionine-dependent methyltransferase activity
Source: RefSeq, a predicted model, not a curated record
UUUACUUUCAGACUCAACCAUUCCUUAAUGGUUAAGCAUGCAAGAAGAUUCAACCUUGGUAAGAACUCUCUUGUAUAUAUAUAUACACUAGCGGGUGAAGAUCAAAAUUACUCUUUCUCUCUCUCUCUCUCCGGACUCUUUAUGCCCCCACAGAUUCUGCUAUUGCUGAAGAAGACGCUUAAUGGAAGAAAUUGGAACCAGUUCCUCACCAAUUCCUCCUUCCUCUGCUUCUCCUCCGCAUCUCGAUGAAGAUUAUCCCAAGGAUGUGCUGAACAGUAUUCACCCUCCAAGGCCAGAUUGGUAUGAGGAAUUAUUUGCAUUUGUCAUGGCUAAGGGCAGUAAAGCAUAUGAGGCACAGGCUGCACGUUUUAAGACUCAGAUCUUUACAAAUUUGAGGGGAAAGGAUAAGACAGUGUUGGAGCUUGGCAUUGGGACAGGUCCUAAUCUCAAAUAUUAUGCCAGCGAUAACGGUGUUCGUGUUUUUGGCAUAGAUCCCAACAAAAAGAUGGAGAAGUAUGCACAGGCAGCUGCAGCAGCUGCUGGCCUACCUCCGGAAAAUUUUAAAUUCAUACACGCGGUUGCGGAGGUUUUGCCAUUAAGUGAUGCUUCCGUUGAUGCAGUUGUCGGAACGGUUGUACUGUGUUCUGUAAAAGACAUUAAUAAGACGCUGAAAGAGGUGAUGCGGGUGCUUAAACCGGGUGGUCUUUUCUUAUUUGUGGAGCAUGUGGCUGCAGAAGAUGGUACGAUUCUCAAAUUUCUACAGGGCAUUCUUGAUCCACUUCAACAGUGUGUCUCUGAUGGGUGUCACCUUACAAGAAAAACGGGAAAGUGUAUAUCUGAAGCAGGGUUUUCUGCCGUCGACAUAAACACGGCUUUCGUGUCUGUUGCCUGUAUUCUAUUCCCUCUCGUUUAUGGAAUUGCUUUCAAGUAGAAUAAAAUGACAAAAAUGGUGUAAUUCAUAGUAACUUGCAGUUUGGUGAUGCUGAACAUAUGUUGUGGCAUUUGAUUGUCAAUUCAAGAGAAUGUGCUAAUGCAUGUACUAAUGCAAUCCCUAAGCAAAUGGAGGAUCUUUGGAGUAUUUCAUUCAGUAUUUCAUUCAAUAUUUUAUUUUUGUUGGUCAAGAUUGGAUCUUUUUUUUGCCUUGCAUGAGGAAAGUUCAUCCCUUACCAGGCUCAUCGCCAAGUAUUUUCGUGCAAUGCACUUACAAUGAUCUGAGUUACACAAUAAUCAUGUGGGCUCGCUUAUGUGUGAUUUAUGAUUUGAGGUUGGUCGGGGUAUGUUGAUGAUGUGAUUGAGUGUUUUAGGAACUUAGGCCAUGUUUGAUUGAUUGAUUUGGUUGGGUAGAAUUUGAGUAUGAUGAAUUGAGUAAUGGAAUUACUAGAGUGGUGGUUUUAGGACAGAGAUGUAAGAUAAG